GUCGUGUGAACAUCCUCUCUGGAGUUGGAGUCAGUACCUCUGAGUUUGAAGUGACAAGAGAGAGACAGCGGUUUUUGUCCGGAGUGACGUGAUCGCGAAUCGGCAUUUUUCUACCAAUCACGGUUGUUUUCACGUUUCUUUCGUGAGUUUCGGAGAUUUAUGAAUUUCUGUUGAGAAAGUUUUGUGCGGAUUUUCUGGUUUCUGUGAAACAUUUUAGUGAACCUGUUUUUUUUUUCCCAAAGAAAAAUCUGUUGGUAAAAACAAGAAAAGAAAAGUGAAGGAUUUUGUUAGUGAUAAUGCAGCUUAGUGAAAAAAUCCAUUUCCUCUAAAAAAUAGAUAAAACUCUCCACUGCAAGAGGAAGCCCGUAGUGAACUGAUUGUCCAAUCCUCGAGACGUGUUAGAAGUGCUCUUCUACCAACCUGGAUGAGAAAUGAUCAGAGACCCACCAUUCACGGCUCACAUUCUUGAGCAUCUGCUGUUUUUAUUUGUAUCUUCUGUACCUGUUAUCAGUUGUUCGAGCUCUAGGUCUCACAUCCCUCUUAGGAUUAACAUGCUGCAUAUUCCCAACCCCGUGGUGACGGGUGACAGCGUGCGUCUAAAGUGUGCCUACGAGUUAGGCAACGAGACGCUAUAUGCUGUCAAGUGGUACAAGAACAUGGGGGAGUUCUUUAGAUACGUACCGGGAUCUGACCCGCCUCUCAAGAAGUUCCCACAAACCGGCAUUGACGUGGAUAUUUCAAAAUCAGACAGCAGCACUGUGUUUCUCCGGAACCUUAGUAUGGAGAGUUUUGGAAAUUAUACUUGCCAGGUUUCCACAGAUAAACCCUACUUUCGAUGCGUGCAGACCACUCGCCAGUUAGAAGUAGUGGUUCCACCUUCAGAUGGUCCCAAACUGAUGGAAGAGAAAUCCGAUUACGAACUAGGAGACAACGUUUCGAUUUGGUGCAAUUCUGGAAGAUCCAAACCAGCCCCUGAGCUCAAGUGGUACAUCAACGACCAGCUAGCGCAGUCCGAGCUGGCUGACCAGGAGACGGUCGUGUAUCCGGACCAGCUGGAGAGCACGAGCCUCGCCCUAAGAUUCCGCCUCAAACCGGAUGUAUUGCAUAAUGGAAAGGUCAUACUCAAGUGCGUGGCGACCAUCAACCACAUUCACGCAGUCACAAUAAAGGAAAUUAGAGCUACAGGUGCAAAACAAGCGGAAAUUCAUCUGGGACUCCUGAACCUGGCGCUCGUCACCCUCCUAAUCCUCCAGAUGUCGGCAACCAGAUCCCCGUUGUGAACAACCCCUCCUUUAUCUUCAACUUACUUUCAACAAUUUGUAAAGAGAAACAUCAACCAAUGGAGGAUAUAACAAAAAAAAGAAGAUAUAUAUAUAUAUACACAUCAUGUAUGUCUAUGUAUAUAUGACACAUAUAUAAAUAUGCUACAAACACAACUUGAGAAAAAAAAUAAACAACAAAACUUUGAAAGGAAAAAAAUAACAUCUAAUGCAUGUCAAAACGUAAGUGUCUCUAAAAUGUGUGUGCAUGAAAAAAGUUCACAUUUUUGAAUUCCUGAUUCCAUCCUUUAAGCCCUUAUGUACCACGAUAUAGCUCAAAACGUAACAAAAAGAUCUCAAGAAAAAAAGUUCCAGAUGGAAAUGGAUGACACAAGAAGGACACAGAAGAAAGGAUUUGUCGCCAAGUAAAACGCGCAAAGCCAAUUUUUUUUUAUGUGUUUUUCCCUCAAAGAGAAUCCUCAUUAAUAAAAUACGAUUGCUUACCCAAAGCUGCUUAUUCUUCACGUAUGAACUUAUCGCCAAAGCUUCCGGACUGCUUCUUUGAUGGCAUGCCACAGAAUGGAGUUAAAUUUAUUUUGCCAAGAUACACGCCAACUUGUCUUCAUUUUGUAACUAUACAUGGUUAUAAAAUGAAAACGUUUGCUUUUCUUUGCAAAGUUUCUUUUUAGUUGAAUAGAAACUCAUUGCAGCGCUGAUCCCUUUGGCGCCAGCUGGUGUCUUCAGAGAAAAGCUAGUUAUUGUCGCCAAAAUGGAGGCACAUGAAGGCUAUUGCUUUUAAUAGAAAAUCUGUCAAAUCCGAGUUUUGAUUUAAGCAAGUAAUAAAGGAUAUAUGAAUCUCACAACAUAGCAAAAGUACGAUUUAUCCUUUUGUGAGAAUUGCAAGUUAUUUAAAAGAUUUGUCAAAAGACAAAGAUUCGGAAAUGAUUUUUAUUCUGUAGUAUUGUAAUAAGAAUGCGGUUUUUUUUAAAUAUUUUCUUAAUUUUAUUCAUUGCAUGUUUGUUGUUGCCUUUAUUAUUUUUUUUAAUUAGAAAAUGUGUUUGGGAAUUUACAAAAAAAUUACAGCUUGUUUGCACGUUGAAAUUAUUACUAAAUUUUGAAGUUACAAAUUCCAAAAAUUGACAUACAAGCCAAUUAAUUGUAAACAUUUCUUAGAAUGAAAAUGCAAAAGGGAGUUCGUUGCUUAAGGACAUCGCACUCUAUGACUGACAAAAAAAAGAAAAAAGGAAGCUCUUCCUACGCUUCUUACAAUUUCUCAAGAAGUAUUUUUAAAACAGUUUUAAAUCAUUUGUAUGCAAGGAAAACAAAAAAAAAAUGCUUUUGGUUUUAUUGAUAAGAAAUUAUAUCUUACUUUCAGUUAUAUUGUAUGAAAACAACAUGAAUAUGGCAUUUUAUCCCAUGACUAAUUUAUAUUAAUUAUUAAAAACUUGUAACCUUAUAUGGGUCAGCAAAAUAAGAACUUUUGACACACGGGCAAGAAAAUUAUAUUAAAUGUAUAGAAAACAUUCGAUUACCGAAGACGACUAGUAAAGUAUAACAAACAACUUGAGUAUAAUAUUUAACCUUGCAACCUAUCAUUCAUUAUUUAUCAUUUUUCGAAUGCAUAAAAUGAAUUAUUUACACUAUUUUGAGAACAACCAUCAGUUAUCUUUCAUAAUUUUUGCGUAAAACAAUAAUGUUUUUAAUAAUUUUAUAUAAGAAUGUGCUAUUUCUCUAGAUAUAGCAGGAAAAGAGGAAUUUAAAUUAUUAGUUAAUUUAAAUAUAUAAAAAAUAACCUUCAAUAAUUAUUUAAGUGCAAACGAUCUUUUCUUGAGAUAUCCAGCCAUUUAUUAAUCCUUAAAUAUAAAUAUACACAUUUUAUUUCAAAAAAUUGCAUAUAAAUUAUAUUCAUAAAUUCUAUAAUAGAUUAUUAAUUCAUUUUAUAGAACUACAGUCUGACAUGGUUUAUUUGAAAAAAUCAAUUUGUCUUUCUUUUUCACUUAUAUGAGAAUCAAAAAACUCAUCCCAGUCUUGAAAUAUAAGCAACGUGUUUUUACAUAAAAACAAAACUUAAGUACAUUAUACUGAAUUUUUAAAAAAAAUCUGUGCAAAGCGAAAUCAAUAUUAUUAGCACAUUCAAAUCAGUGUGAAAGAAAAUCGAGUACUUUACGAAAAAACCCUAGCCAUAAAGUCGUGUUAUGGGAAAAUUACAGUAUCAACGUUAGGAUGGAUAUAGCAGUUUCAGCUUAGUAUAUGAAAAUUUCGUAUUAUUGGAAACUUGGAUGAAUUUUCAUAGCUUAUGAAUUAAAAAUUGUCAAAAUUUUUAUUAAAUCAGUCUUUUUUCAGUAUUCCAUACUUUUUUUUUUUCGUCGCAUAACUUGAAACAAGAAUUUAUGUUAAUUGAAUACGACGUUGAUCGCAAUAUGGCAAGAAAAUAUAAAAUGGUUUUUUUUUUUCAUGUUUUGGCAAACAAACUAAAAUUUAUCUUUUAACAAAACUGUUUUAAAGCCAACUUAAAUAAAUAUAGCCCCAGCCAUUAAUUUUAUAAUUCAUGUUGGAAUUUGUAUUUUUUUUUUCGAUAAACAAAUGCUGAAAUAAAACUCUGUAUCCUUUCCAAGAACCUUUUUAAAUAGUGCAAUCUUUUUAAUGAGAAAAAAGAUUGUUAUACUUUUAAAAUACACGUAAUUAAUUUUCUCAUAUGAAUUCUCACUCUGAAAAUAAUUUCGCAAAGGAUUUCGAUUUAUUUUAUUUAAAUGUGCAUAGUGAAAAAAUGUCAUUUCAAAACCACUUGUCUUUAUACUAAUAAAUUUGUAAAAUCCCGAAUGGUUCCAAAUUAAAUUAGUAGAUAACUAUUAGAGUUGCGAAAGGAGUAAUAAUUAAAGACAAAACAAUACAAACUACUGGGGGUAAUUUUUUUCUUCUUUCUGUGUAUGAAAUGUAUUUAAUAUUUUGCUGUAAAAUUUUUAUGUUUAAUUUACACUACUCUGAAAUAUUUCAAAAAAUAAAUCAUUCAUUUUGUUAAAGAAUAUUUUAGCUAAUAAAAAUGGUAAUUUUUAUUCUCUUUGAAAUAACUUAUCUAAAAAUGUAAAUUCCUGUUAUUGUUUGGAGUAAAUAUUAAAAAAACGCGAAAGAGCGAAAUGCACGCGAUCUAUUAAAACGAUCAAGUCUAAUAGUUUAAAACAAAGAUUCAAAAGAAGAAUUCAGGAAUUUUGAUACUUUAAAAAUUUCAAUCCAAAUAUAUACAACUUAGUUGAACUGAUAUUUCAUACAAAAAGUUUGGUUGCACUAAUUCAGAAAUUUGUUCAUUGAAAACUGAAUUAAAAGGCUUUUCAGGAGUUUAUUUUUCACGCUUAAUCCGAAAAAACAAUUUAUAUGUGUCCUAUUUUAUUUAUUGACUAUUCAAAAAAAUUUAUGAAUUCAUUGGAACUGUUUAUGUAUUUUAAAUGAUUCCUGUUAGUUUCAAUAUAUUUUCAAAAUUAUUCAAUCCUAUGGUUUAAACUGAUUCAUUAAAUUUUUUUAAGAAAUGGACACUAAAUAACGAGCCAAUGAUCUUUAGACAGUAAUAACUUACUGCAAUUUAAAUAUAUUUACCCAUAUAAACUAAACUCAAUGGCGCGGCAGCCUAUGUGGGCCAAGGCCUGCAGUGCUCAUAUCUGCUUUCUUAACCGAGGGCCCUGUGGUUCAUAUGUUCCGGUUAGAUGGCCUAACGCGGAACCCCCAGUGUUUAGUUCCCAAUGAUGCUUGGUCCUCAGUUUAUCAACCCAUUAAAGGGUUGAAAGGUUAAGUCGACCUCGCCCAGUUCGAGUAUCGAACCUCGAACCUAUGCGUUGGGAGUGAGAAGCAAUCGCAAUAAUAUCAUAUAAUUGAGACAAUAAUCGCAACGGAAAAUUAAAUGUAGAAAGUCAAGUCCUGGUAAAAAUUACGGAGUUUAUUUAAGAAUAUUGAAGUCCCGUUUUUAUUUUAACGCUCGACAGAAGCCCUCUCAACAGUCCACCGCGCAAAGCGAAGUCGCAAGGUAAAAGGUCUGGUUUGUAGAGAAGCUUUUGACUUGGGAUGCUUUAGGAAAUUAUAGUUAUGGAAGAAGUAAUUCCCAGUAAAAAGAUUUGAAUGUCAUUUUUAUAUCAUUUCCCAUGGUAAUAAGAACAAUAAAUCUUCAGAAACUUCGUCCUCCCCUCAAUUGCUCAAAAUACCGCUUAUCGUUCUAAAUUUGUGAGAAGCAUAAUGAUUAUUUUGUAUUAUAAAGCUGAAUUGACUAUUCCAUUCUUGCUUAAAUCAUCCGACAAUGCUUAUUCCAUUCUUGUACCAGUUUUUCCAUGGGAUCGAUAUCGAAUCUUUACAGCCUAUAAUAAACUUUCCCUAUCCGUCGUGGCGGACUUUGGUUCGUUAUUUAUUGAACGUCUACAUAGUGUCACUAUCACAAUCUUGCUAUUGAAGUCGAUACAAAUAUAUAUACGGUCUUAUGCAAGUUUUAUAACAUAAAAAUAAAACAUGUUAAUCUCAACUUACCAAUACAUUUUAAAAACCAUAUCCAUUACACAAAUAUUAUAUUUAAAUGAAAUUUACAUUUUGAUUUAUUUACUAGUUCAUAAUAGAUUAUUAUUUCUUCAAAAAAUGUGGGAAAGAACAAAGAAAUAUUCUGUGAAACGAUGGAAAUUAUUGACAUUUGUUUAGAAUAGGCACAACGCUAGUUGCAUUACUGAUCCUCAUUUCUAAAGACAUUUUUAGAGAAUUCAUAGAUUGCUAAGCGAUGCAUUUGUUUGUGUAUAACUUAUAAUAGCAUUUGUUUUGUGUGCCAUAUUGUUCUUCGUUGAUUUUUCGUCUACCAAUAAUGUCUGUCCUUUCAAACGAACAGCUCCAUUAUCAUAUAAUGUCACUAACCAAAUGGAAACAAUUCAUCGAUUCACCUAGAUCUAACAUUACUCGAGUGCACGUUACGUAAGAACUGAAUAAAAGACUUUUCUACAGAUUAAAAUUUGAAGGAAUGGCGUUUGAAGCAAGUGGACUGUUUAAUUGUUCUUUGGAAUCAAAUGUUGAUGGAUAAAGAAUUUAUGACUGUUUUGUAAGUGAAUCUUCAUGGAUGAAUA
This is a messenger RNA of Argiope bruennichi, 6340 nucleotides long. RefSeq lists its product as uncharacterized. The coding region runs from base 432 to 1280 and encodes 282 amino acids. The transcript is spliced from 8 exons. NCBI's taxonomy places the organism in Eukaryota, Metazoa, Arthropoda, Arachnida, Araneae, Araneidae. The record is from RefSeq and is a predicted model, not a curated record.